Phytophthora nicotianae INRA-310 is the source of this 417-nucleotide messenger RNA. RefSeq lists its product as hypothetical. NCBI's taxonomy places the organism in Eukaryota, Oomycota, Peronosporomycetes, Peronosporales, Peronosporaceae. The record is from RefSeq and is a predicted model, not a curated record. Bases 1 to 417 code for a protein of 138 amino acids. The transcript is spliced from 2 exons.
AUGUUGGACGACAACGGCCAACCUGUGAAUGUUACGGCUCUCCUUGCUGAUUUAAAGAAGGAACGCUCUACCAAAGCAGCACUUGAAGAAAAGAACGCAGGGCUCCGCAAGCGAGUGCAACGCAUGUUGAUCGAGAAUGAUGAAGUGCGCGUGAAGGCCAAGAACGAGGUGGUAGCUGCACACCACCGUGAAAUUGCCGAAGCUCAGAACCAACUGGCAGUUUAUGCACAUAACCACGCCUACACGACAGAAUUGAGAUCAUUGUACCACGCUGCCAUCCGGGAAGCAGAGGGUCUUGCUAAGUUCUUGCAGACCACCGAAAGCAUGUAUCUCCAAGCCUACAUCAACUUCUUGAAGGACAUGGGUAAGAAAAAGAGGUAUGCGAAGACAGUGGCGGUGAUUAAUGCGAAUGCGUAG